UGAUAUAACUUAAUAUUUAUUGCAGUCCAAACCAAUUUGAAAAAAAGUCUACACAUUAACUUUAACCAAUUUUAAAAAAAGAAACCUACAUAAUGUCUAUUUUAGAUUGAAGCAUGUAAGCUUUGAGUUUUUAACCCCUCAUCAACAAUUUAUCUACUUUUUUGCCCCUGCCAUUUGCUACAGAUCUCAUGUUUUUGCAGUGAAGUUACUGUCAUUAUAGUUUACUUAGGGUUGUGAUGUCUUGGGCUGUAUACUUAGGUUAGAUUCUCUAUUAGGAGCAAUGUUGCAAUAGUGCCACAAAGUGAAGCUAAAUUCCAAGGACAGUUUGUUUUGAUGGUACCUUGUAUGAGAGCACAGGAAACAAAAGAUGUACAGACAGUAUAAAAGGUAUUCGGUUUUAUUACCGGAUGGGUAAAAUAGAUUAAAGGAUGACCCCUCUGUGGGUCCUUACCACAUGGUAUAGGAAUGGAAAAGUAAAUUUGGACUGUGUUGUGUUUCGUGUGCUUAAUUAGGUCUCCUUAAAGAUUUGUAGGAGAGUUAGUGGCCUCACUGGAAAUACUGUCUUAAACUUGGGAUUUUUACUCUCUUUCUACAAAUAGUAGAAACCUGAAGCAGUGUCAGUUUUGAAAUGGGGAAGUCUGGAUUCUUACUGCAGGUAUCUUACUGCCAGGUUUUGUUGUUGAGAAGACGUCCUUUACAGUGCCAACUAAAAAUUUCUUGAUUACUAUUUCUUGUUUUUGGAUACUUGUAUGAAGUACUUCUCAAGCAUUCUUGAAGAAAUAUGUUCCCUCCGUUCUCCACUCUUUCUGCAAUUUUAAACAUAAAAAAAUUAUAGGUGAAACUGAAGUAAAGGGUUCAUAUUAAGUGUGUGUAUCUAUAGAACCAAAUCUUUUGAAAAAUUUUCUAUAUGCACCUUAACCAAUUUUCAUUCUGACACCCUUAGGUAAGCCUAUGGAAAAGAAAAUUUUCAGAGGAGAUGAGGAAACUAAGACCUUAGAGAGACUAAGUGAUUUAUCCAAAUCUCAAAGCAAGUAAGAAGUGCUAGAACUGGAGCCAAGAUCUUCUGAUUCAUUUUCAGGCUUUUCAGUCCAGUGUGUCAGGCUGUUGGAGCGAGGGAGCAAAGGUAAAGAAUGAUGUAAUGUACCGGCUGCCCCAAAGCAUCUUUUGUUGUGGGAUGGUUAUUUCAGUCAUCUCUUUAUGAAUCAAAUGUAAGGGGCUGCUUUGUGGAAGGAGUCCCUUGCAAGAGCACAUCAACGGGAAAGAGAAAGAGACAUUCACUUGGAGGACUCUUGCUGAAAAUGGGUUUAACUCUCCUUUUGCCAGUCACCACCAGCCUGACCUCAUACGUGUUAGUACAAUGGAGUGGCUGAGCCGUUGAGCACACCGUUACAUCAUCGUGGCAAAUUAAAGGAGGAGGUGGGAAAAGAAGACUUACUGUUGUCAUGGCCCAUGAGAUGAUUGGGACUCAGAUUGUUACUGAGAGGUUGGUGGCUCUGCUGGAAAGUGGAACAGAAAAAGUGCUGCUAAUUGAUAGCCGGCCAUUUGUGGAAUAUAAUACAUCCCACAUUUUGGAAGCCAUUAAUAUCAACUGCUCCAAGCUUAUGAAGCGAAGGUUGCAACAGGACAAAGUGUUGAUUACAGAACUCAUCCAGCAUUCAGCGAAACAUAAGGUCGACAUUGAUUGCAGUCAGAAGGUUGUAGUUUACGAUCAGAGCUCCCAGGAUGUUGACUCUCUGUCUUCAGACUGUUUUCUCACUGUACUUCUGGGUAAACUGGAGAAGAGCUUCAGCUCCGUUCACCUGCUUGCAGGUGGGUUUGCUGAGUUCUCCCGUUGUUUCCCUGGCCUCUGUGAAGGAAAAUCCACUCUAGUUCCUACCUGCAUUUCUCAGCCUUGCUUACCGGUUGCCAACACUGGGCCAACCCGAAUUCUUCCCAAUCUUUACCUUGGCUGCCAGCGAGAUGUCCUCAACAAGGAGCUGAUGCAACAGAAUGGGAUUGGUUAUGUGUUAAACGCCAGCAAUACCUGCCCAAAGCCUGACUUCAUCCCUGAGUCUCACUUCCUGCGAGUGCCUGUGAAUGAUAGCUUUUGUGAGAAAAUUUUGCCCUGGUUGGACAGAUCCGUAGAUUUCAUUGAAAAAGCAAAAGCCUCCAACGGCUGUGUCCUGGUGCACUGCCUGGCCGGCAUCUCUCGCUCCGCCACCAUCGCCAUUGCCUACAUCAUGAAGAGGAUGGACAUGUCCUUGGAUGAAGCUUACAGAUUUGUGAAAGAAAAAAGACCUACUAUAUCUCCAAACUUCAAUUUUCUGGGCCAACUCCUGGACUAUGAGAAGAAGAUUAAGAACCAGACUGGAGCAUCAGGGCCAAAGAGCAAACUCAAGCUGCUGCACCUGGAGAAGCCAAAUGAACCUGUCCCUGCAGUCUCAGAGGGUGGACAGAGAAGCGAGACAUCCCUCAGUCCACCCUGUGCCGACUCUGCUACCUCAGAGGCAGCAGGGCAGAGGCCUGUGCAUCCUGCCAGUGUGCCCAGCAUACAGCCAUCACUGCUAGAGGACAGCCCACUGGUACAGGCGCUCAACGGGCUCCACCUGUCCUCAGACAAGCUGGAAGACAGCAAUAAGCUCAAGCGUUCCUUCUCUCUGGAUAUCAAAUCCGUUUCGUACUCGGCCAGUAUGGCAGCAUCCUUGCAUGGUUUCCCCUCGUCAGAAGACUCUCUGGACUACUACAAACCUUCCACCACUCUGGAUGGGGCCAGCAAGCUAUGCCAGUUCUCCCCAGUUGAGGAAGUGUCAGAGCAGACUCCAGAAACCAGCCCCGAUAAGGAGGAAGCCAACAUCCCUAAGAAGCCACAGACUACCAGGCCUUCAGACAGCCAGAGCAAGCGGUUACAUUCAGUAAGAACCAGCAGUAGUGGUGCCACCCAGAGGUCCUUCUUAUCUCCAUUGCAUCGAAGUGGGAGCGUGGAAGACAACUACCACACCAACUUUCUCUUUGGCCUUUCCACCAGCCAGCAACACCUCGCGAAGUCUGCCGCUGGACUGGGCCUCAAGGGCUGGCACUCAGAUAUCUUGGCUCCCCAGACCUCCACCCCUUCUUUGACCAACAGCUGGUAUUUUGCCACGGAGUCCUCUCACUUCUACUCUGCCUCAGCCAUCUACGGAGGCAGUGCCAGUUACUCUGCCUACAGCUGCAGCCAGCUGCCCACGUGCAGUGACCAAGUCUAUUCCGUGCGCAGGCGGCAGAAGCCAAGUGACAGAGCUGACUCCCGGCGGAGCUGGCAUGAAGAGAGCCCCUUUGAAAAGCAGUUUAAACGCAGAAGCUGCCAGAUGGAAUUUGGAGAGAGCAUCAUGUCUGAGAAUAGGUCACGGGAAGAACUAGGGAAAGUGGGCAGCCAGUCUAGCUUCUCAGGCAGCAUGGAAAUCAUUGAGGUCUCCUGAGAAGGAGGACACUCGUGACUCUGUUGACAGUUUUUUUCUCAUUCACACAAAAAAAUAUUCCCUGUAAAUCUGAAAUAUAUAUAUAUAUGUACAUACAUAUAUAUUUUUGGAAAAUGGAGCUAUGGUGUAAAAGCAAAAGAUGGAUCAACACAGUUGUUCUCAACAUCUGCAUCUGAGAGACCAGCUAAUAUUUCUCUCGACAAAAGCGGAGGGCAGAUGCUAGAGUUCCCCGUAGACAGAACAGUUACACGCAGUGAAUUGCACAUCCUCUCGUUCUUACCGAGUCACGUUUUAUUUGGUGUUGGAGGGUAAAAUCCCCUCCCGUUUUCAUGUGCUACAGAGAUCUCAACUUCUAGUCUGUGUCCCGUCCUUCCGUAGUGCACCUUAGCGCUGAGACUGAGCCAGCUUGUGGGUCGGGUGGGUAGACCCUCCUAGGGACAGAACCUAAUGGCAAAUCCAAGAGAAAUGAUCACGUCCAAAGCUGAUUCAGAUCCAAGCUCACCGCACAGCCGAGUGACUCACGCAUCACUCUCCUGCUCAGACCAUUAGGGGCCUUGCCAAGAUCUACUUUAGAGCAAACCCAGUACCUCAGACAGAGUCGGGGCUUUCACCACUACCAUGUCUGGGAGCCCAUUUUCUCGGCAUUGUGAAUAGGUAGGUAGCUAGUCACACUCUUCAGACCAAUUCAAACUGUCUAUGCACAGACUUCCAGUCGGGCCUGGAUGGAGGCGGUUAGUAUUUUCUUUCUCAGCUUUAUGAAGAGAGAGAAGGGAAGCCCUCUAGGAUUCAGUGUGACAGCCAGGAAUCUGGCAGCAUAAUGAUUUAAGCUAAGUUGGGAGGCUGAACAAGUCUGCCUCCCUCUUUAUAAAUCAAAGAAUUGUUCAAAACGGGGUUGGUAAUCCUUUAAAUAAAGAUUAACUUGGUUU
Miniopterus natalensis is the source of this 4360-nucleotide messenger RNA. NCBI's taxonomy places the organism in Eukaryota, Metazoa, Chordata, Mammalia, Chiroptera, Miniopteridae. The record is from RefSeq and is a predicted model, not a curated record.